This is a messenger RNA of Thecamonas trahens ATCC 50062, 7935 nucleotides long. RefSeq lists its product as hypothetical. The record is from RefSeq and is a predicted model, not a curated record. The coding region runs from base 1 to 7830 and encodes 2609 amino acids. The transcript is spliced from 5 exons. Gene Ontology annotation, cellular component: transcription factor TFIID complex. Lineage: Eukaryota; Apusomonadida; Apusomonadidae.
AUGGGCAAGGACAAGGACAAGGACAAGGACAAGGGGAAGGGCAAGGACAAGGGCAAGGACAAGGGCAAGGACAAGGGCAAGGACAAGGGCAAGGGCAAGGGCAAGGACAAGGGCAAGGACAAGGGGAAGGACAAGGGCAAGGACAAGGGCAAGGACAAAGGCAAGGACAAGCCCACCAAGGCGCCAGUCAAUGACUGGGACGACUAUAGAGACCCGUACGGCGAUCCAUACGGCGAUUACUACUCGGAUUGCGAUGACUGGUUUGGCGGCGGGAGCAGGUCAGGGAGCAGAGAUGGAGGCCAUGGCCGCGGAACGCGGGCAUCGCGGGCCGACGCGCUGUCGUCUGCUGUGCAGGGUACCGACGAUCCGGAACGUGCAGAGCGGACGGCGCGGCUUGCAGAGCGGGCGCGGGCGCGGCGUGCAGAGCAGGGCCUGGGGUGGGCGCGGGAGCAGGUCCGGAAGCAAAUGCUUGAGGAGCAGGACGUGCACCUGACGUUUAAGCCGCAGAUCUCGGCGCAGUCCAAGGUGCUUGCGGCGUCGGACCGGCUGCGCAACCGACGCAUCGACGUCCUUGCUCUCCGUGACAAAGUUUUGCCGUCCAAGACUGAAGCCUUGUCAGAGUUUGUUCUCGGCGACGGGUACCGGCUUGCGCAGACGGUGCGCGAGAAGCAGUACCUGCUGCAGAAGCGGCGCAAGGAAAUUCGCUGGGAGAUGGACGUCAACGGCAAUGCCACCGACUACGCCUUUGUGGCCAUGAAGGCUCGUCAGCGCAACAUUGAUGACGGCCGAGCCACGCCCUCUUUCAUGCCGCAGUAUCCGCACAAGUCGCGCUCGUCGACCCGCAAGAUCUCUGGCCACCUCCGCCCGGGCGCGUCGGUCCAGUUUAAGGAUGAGGCCGACCGCAAGCGGAGCUCGCGCGAGGUGUCGCGGUCAAGCUCGCGUCGUGACGGACGUGAUGGGCGCGAUGGGGUGCGCGAGGUGUCGCGGUCAAGCUCGCGGCGUGAUGGACGUGAUGGGCGCGGACGCGAUGGGCGCGAUGGGCGGAGUGCAUCUCGGGAGCUUGAGCGGUCGAGCUCACGGCGCAACGAGUACGACUCGUCCCUCGAAUUGCCGCGUGACUCGCAUCGGUCUAGUUCACGGCUGGACAGCUCGCGGCCGGACAGCUCACGGCGCUCGGGCUCACGGAACAGCGCCAAGGGCAAGGACAAGAGCAAGAGCAAGAGCAAGAGCCGUGACCGAUCCCAUGACCGCUACGAGCAGCAAGAAGCAGCCGACGGCGAGCUGCGCAUUUUUGACCACGACAGCCUGGAGGAGCAGGAGGAGGAAGAAGAGCAGGCGUCGGACGGGUCGGACGACUCGCGUCGCACUGCCGUGUCGCGGUCGUCUCGUGGUUCAAGAAGCAAUCGGGCGCCGUCGCGCGAGUCGUCAGGCCGCGGCGGAUCUGUCCGCAAGGGCGCGCCGCCAUCGCGGACCCCAUCGGCUCGCGAGCUGCCGGACGACGGGCGGAGCGCAAAGUACGAGGCCUACAUUGCCGAGCUGGCCUUUCUGGAGCGCACAGUCUCGCUCGUUCAGAUCAAGCUCCUCAACGCGUUCAAUAAGUGGUACACGGAACACUACGGUGAAGCUAGCAUGCUCCUGGCUGGCGGCGAGUCGACACUGUCGUCCGAGUCGUCGUUGGUCUCAGGCUUACCUGCGUGGUCGCUCAUGGCGUCACCGCCGCCGACCGCAGCCCAUGUUGCCGAUGCGCAUGUCCAACCCAAGACGCUCAAGCUCCAGCCGCGGCCGCCGGCCCACAUUCCACUGACCGGCAAGAAGCUGCCGCGAGCUUCGCUGGCUGUCUCGGCCGCUGUGGUCGGCGCCGCAGAGUUGGUCAAGGUUGUCCAUGUUGAUGUUGUCGCCGCCCGCGGCCUGCGCAUUCCCAAGCCGCCUGUCCGGCGGUCGACGCAGUCGAUGUCCAUGUCGGGGCUCCGCAGCGGCGACGCCGUCGACUCGUCGGUUGUCCUUGCGCACGGCACUUUCUCGCACGUCUGCCGGACAGUCAAGAACGCGUCUUCGCCUCUCAUUGGCGAGCGCAUCUCGUUCAUGCUCGAGUCACCCGCUGUUGACGCCCUCCUCGACCUGCGGGUCAUGAAUCGCGCAAACGGCGAGGUCUCCGAGCUCGGCUCGGCGCGCAUCCCACUGGAUGUCGUCGCCAACGCUGGUGCCGGCACCUGGAUUGACGCUUGGUACGCCACAACCUCGCACGUCUCGGUCAAGCCGGUCGGCGACGUCCAUCUCCGAUUUGCUCUCACCGAGCUCGGCGAGCCGGCGCCGCCGCUCCCGGCGCGCUCGCUGGCCCACUACGCCAUCGACGUCACCAUCGUCCGCGGUCGCAACAUUCCCCCGACUAACAACCACGUCGACGCGCCGGAUGCUUCGGUGACUGCCAGCCUCAGCGCUCAGCACAUCCACUACUCGCCGGCCGCUGAGGAUACCCGGACGCCGGUCUGGGCCUCGCGCGUCGUCUGGCCCUCGUGUGUUCGGAACCUCGUCGAGUUUGAAGUCACCGACUGGUCGGUUCGCACUCGGCCGGUUGUGGUGGGCAAGGCCACGCUUACACUGGAUGAGGUCCGCCACGGCGCGCUCACCGAGAUGUGGCUCCCGAUCGUCCUUGGGCCCGAGGCUCAGCGAGUCGGUGAGCCGGCACCUGCGCUCCUCGUCCGCUUCACCAUUGUCCCGCCCAAGGUCAUGCUCAACCUGCUCGACGACAGUGACCGCCGCGACCGGGGCCUCGUUGCCGCCCUCACCGGUGCGGUCGAUGCCACCAACGGCGCCAUCGCCGAUGCCGACGCGCUCAAGGUCCCAGCCGUACCGAGCGAGGCCUGGCACCGGCACGGCACGAAGAGCUCCGGCAAACCUGGCUCUGGCCCUCGCUCGGGCUCGGCUGCUACCCGCAAAGUUCUCACCCUGGUCAUGGUCGAGGGCGAGCGGAUUGGCGGGCGUGCGCUGAGGACCAAACCAGACGUCAUGGUUACCUUUGAGCACGGCUCAGCCGCGUCAGUCUCAUCGGAGAUCGCCGACGCGUCGAAGAACCCCAAGUGGGAGGUCGACACUGCGGCGCUUGCCAUGCAGCUCGACCCAUCGGGACCGGAGACGGUCCGAGUCAAGGUCUACGACUUUAACUCGAUUACGUCGAACAAGCUCAUUGCCACUGGUGUCAUUGCGCUUGACGAGGUCUCGCACGGUCCCGAUCCGCAAACGCUGUGGCUCGAGCUCGAUCCUGUGGCCCGCUCGAGCUCGAGUAGCAGCUCGAGUGGGAGCGGCUCGGCCAACAAGCGGCCGGGCUCGGCCGGCGCGUUGCACCUCCGAGCCUGCCUCGCGGCAGCCGGCGCGGCAGCGAGCGGAAACGAGACGUCACGGUCAAGCUCGUCGGCAAGCUCGAGCUCAAGCUCAAGAUCGAGCUUGAGUAAGUCAGACGUGAGCGAGGGCCCCGUCCACAGCCUGACCGUGACGGUGCUCGAGGCGAGCAAGCUCGGGUCGGACGACGUCGACGCGGUAGUGCGAGUCUCUGUCGGCGAGGCCGAGUUCAAGACGCCGGUGGUGAUGAACACCGAGAAUCCGCGGUGGAACGACGCGGUGUACAAUUUCUCUGCUCCGGGCACGACUUCGCAGUGGCGUGAUGAGCUGGUGCUGGAGGUCUCCGACCGGCGGCGCGGGCGGAGUGAUCGAGUGCUGGGUACGGCCAAGCUGGACUUGUCCAAGCUCCGGCCGCACACCUCGCGGAGCACCGAGCACACGCUCGAGCUGCGCGGUGGCAGUCUCGACGGCGGCGACGCCCGGGUUACCUUCCGGGUCGAGUACGUGGGCCCGCAGGCAAAGCGUGCGCGCAAGUCGGCGUCAGCAUCGACGGUCCGGCCAAGCGAGUCCGGCGCGUCGCAGGCGUCGCGGGCGGCUGGGCGCGCAACGCCGCCGACUUCGAAACUGGCUAUGGUGGUGCACUACGGCUCGGUCCAGCCGCGUAUUCUGUACGGCGAGCCGUCAACAACCGUGGUCGUGGUCCACGAUGCCAGCGGCCGAGUCAUGCGGAGUGCAACGCGGCACAACGCGCUGCGGCCGUUCUUCCAAGAGUCGUUUGUGCUUGACGAAGUGAGCAUGGCCGAUACGGUGACGGUGUAUGUGGUCGAUGUGACACUCGGGCCCGAGGCCGACGAGACGACCGAGCAAGCCCGGUUGCUUUCGCGCCCGCUGUACGCGCGCGAUCCAGCCAAGGCUGCCGAGGCGCGGCGCGAGCUGGAGCGGCACGAGCUCUCCGAGUGCACUUUUUCCGCAACCAAGCGUGGCGGGUCAGUCAACGACUCGGUCUUUGGGCGGCUCGCCGGGACACAGCCAGGCAAGUUUGUGACCAAGGACGUGGCGUGGCCCAGGUACCUUGAGCUGCCCGAGUCAAAACGCGACUACCAGGCGUUUCGCAAGGCGCGGGCGCUCGAGGUGGGGAGGGUCAAGGCCGAGCGCGAAGCGACCAAGAAGCGACCGGGCGAGGACGACGAUCUGCGGCCGCCGCGGCAGCACGAAGAACUCAUCGUGUACAAUGACGAGGGCUUUAUCGUGGCCAUCCACGGGCGCGGUCCGCUGCCGCUCCCAGAGCUGCCUGCGGAUGAGGCGUCGAUCCCAAUGUCACGGCCGUCGAUGCUGCUCGAGAAGCGGCUGCUGGGGAACUUUAACAAGUGGUACGCGCAAGAGUACGCGCGUUUUGAGCCGCAUCGGAUUGUGAAGCGGGUAACGUACCAUGGGUGCUUUGACAAGUACGCCGCCGGGUACAAGCAUGCUGUGACGAUUCCGCCCAAGCCAGACCGGUACCGCGCUCCGCGCGGCGAAGCGCGGUACAAGACGACCAAACCCAAGGCGGGUGGCGGGCGACGGUCGGGCUUGGGUGGCGGCGGAGCGACGACCAAGCCGCGGCGCGGACUAGACGACAAGCGCGGUGGCGCACCGAGGUCUGCGGCCGCGUUUCUGCAGACCCGUGCGGCAGUGGCGACUGAGGAGGAAAAGGUCUGGCUGCUCAAGCUUUCAACGUCACGCAACGCAACGUCGCUACAGCGAUCGACCUUCCGUUCACUGGCCGAGUGCACCUUUUCGCCUGCCAUUUCGCGCAAGUCACUUGCACUUGCGCGGAAGCGGUCGUCCAAGAAAACUGCACUCUCGCGACGGCGCGAGUCUCAGCGGCGUGCGGCCGACGCCGGCACGGACCCGCAGUUCUCUUUCAAGCCCGCCACCAACCCCAAGUCGGCGGCGAUCUACAACGAGCUUGUCAUGGGCGGCUCGGACGACGACGAUGACGACAACGCCGACGAAGCCCAGCUACUGGCCGGCAUCGAUACUACGUACAUGGACGAGCGCGAGCGGCAGUCGAUUCUCCGCAAGCGGCGCGAGGCCCGGCGGGUGGCGCGUGCUCGCCAGCGGCGGCUGGCCAAAAUAGCACAGGCGCCCGCGCCCGACCGAAUGGAGGAUCUGAAGAAGGAGGUCGAGGUGGAAGUCAUGGGCGAGUGCUCGUUUGCCCCCGAAGUCUCGUCUCGAACCAAGACGCUCGCCGACAUCCGCGCGGAGCGCAACAAGCUCCGCCUCGCCCUCAAGGCCAAGCACAGCCGCCGCAAACAGGCCAAGCGCGACAAGUGGCUCAAAGCGAAGCGGAAGCGCGCGACUUGGGCCAAGCGAAAGCGCAAGGCCUUCCAGCUCAACUCGGCAGCCAAGUACUCGGGCGCGACAUCGACCAACGUGUCGAAUCUGACCAAGAAGGGCGGAGCGUCGGGCUUUAGGCUUGCGGCCGGAAUGUCGUCGGCGUCGUCGUCGCCAAAGAAGGGAAUGGGCAAGGGCAAGGGCAAGAGUAAGGACAAGGGCAAGGGCAAGGGCAAGGGCAAGGGCAAGGGCAAGGGCAAGCACUCGAGUUUGUCGAGCUCGGGCUCAUCCUCGGACAGCUCUCGCUCGUCGCGUGAGAGCAACGGCAAUGGCGAGAUUCGGGCGGAGGACGUGUCGGUCUCGGAGGCUUCUGUCUCCGAGGUGAGGUCGUCUGACCUCGAUGAGGCGUACGACUGGGACGACGACGAGGCGUUCCGCGAUCUCGGUGACGAGUUGAGACAGGCGGACGACGCCGACAACCGUCGUGCACGCGACCAUGCGCGGCGUCUAGCCGAAAUGGAAAAGGCGCUGCGGCUAGGGAAGACCUCGCGGGUGUCAUCAGGUCGCGGACGCGAUCAGGGACGCGAGCGUGGACGCGGCGGCAGCAGCGGCAAGCCCGACGGCGCGCUCCCUGUUCGGCGUGGGUCUGGGCGCAGCGGCACAGGCGGCAAGUCGGCGCAGCGAACGUCCGAGGCCGGGUCGAAGCGGGGCGAUGGCAACGACGGAAAGAAGCGGCAACUAGAUCCCGAGCUGGAGCAGGCGCUGGAGCUGGCGCGACUCAACGGUGGUCGGAAGGCCAAGGCGCCGCAGCCAUUGUCCAAGAGCGAGAAGCCGUCGUUCAAGCCAUCGCUCAACGCACGGUCGCUGGCAAUGGCGUCGACGCGGAAGCGAGGCUUCAUGGAGGCCGAGUCUGUGGCGCGGGCGCGCAAGAUGGACGAGCUCAAAAAGGUGGAAGAGGACAUGUACUCUGAGCUCACGCUCCAGCCGGAGAUCUCCAAAGCAUCACACAAGAUUGCCAAGGAGGCCGGACGCAAGCCGCUGACGGUCGAAUAUGAGCGGCGGCUCGAGUAUCUUCAGCCGCCGUCGCGCGACGAGGCCUUUGCCGAGUUUGUACUCUCCGAGGGCGCAGAGCGCAAGUCGAUGAUCGAAGCCAAGAAGCGGCUUGUAGCAGACCGGAAGCGCGACCUGCGGCGGGCGCUGGCCGCGGUUGUGGCGGCGGGUGACGUCGACGAGGACUACGAGUAUGCACUGACCCGCGCGCGCAACGAGGCGCGCGGGUCCAAGAACCAUCCAGACUGGGAGGACAUUCCACUGCGAAAGAGCGACCGCGGUCACGUUGUAGACAUCGAGCCGGUGAUCGAGCCUUUCGUCCGCGAUCUCGCGCUGCUACACUCUGCCGUGGACCUUGCGUCAGCCUCGCUGGUUUCCGAGUUUGAGGUCUGGCGCAAGAUGCGGUUUGGCGGACUGGAAGACCGAGCGCAGGACCUUGCGGACAACAAGGUGCGUGCACGGACCAUCCGGCAGAACUACGAGCGGCAGCGCGCGAAGCGGGCCGAUUACGAGCGCAAGCAAGUGGAAAAAGUGUUUAAUCGGACACGGGUUCGCUCAGCCUCGCCCACCGGCGACGAAGGCGAGCUGGCGGCGGUGCAGGCGCGCGCCCUCGCGUCGCGGUACACGUCGCGACAGCCGUCUCGGCAGCCAUCACAGAUGGAUCGGUCGACCCGGUCGCCGCCGCCUGCAUCGCGGGCGGCGUCGACACGGUCACGUCAGACAUCGCAGCGCCAGCGGGCUGCACGGUCGCCGUCGCCGGCCUCGACCCGGUCGGCCUCGACCCGGUCGCGCAAGAUCGGUGCGGCCGGUACCUCGACCCGUUCGUCUGUCCGAGGCUCGUCGCAGAUCGGUCUCGGCUCGGACAGUGAGUCUUCGAGUGGGGCUAACGGGAUUCGGGUCAAGGAUAAGGACAAGGGUAAGGAAAAGGACAAGGGCAAGGAUACGAAUAAGGAUAAGAGCAAGGGUAAGGAUAAGGGCAAGGGAAAGGACAAGGGAAAGGAAAAAGACAAGGACAAGUCCAAGGACAAGUCCAAGGACAAGUCCAAGGACAAGUCCAAGGACAAGGCCAAGGACAAGGCCAAGGACAAGUCCAAGAACAAGUCCAAGAACAAGGCCAAGAACAAGUAACCAUAGCGAUGGCUACCACCGAGUCUGUUGGGCACUCUUGCCGUCCGUCCUGCCGUCCGUCCUGCCGUACGCUAGCUGGCCCGUAAACCGAUGCCUCUAGCCAGA